AUGGGCACCUCCAGUCUCUUCGUGACGUUUGCCUGUGGCGUGUUAUGUAUUCUCGUGCUUUUGGUGCUUCGGUUUAGACCAGGAGGGACGUCGCGUCUUCCAACCCCUCCUGGGCCUCGUAUCUCAUGGUUUGGAGCAAGUUUCCUUCCGAAGACUACACCAUGGCUGACCUACGCUCAGUGGAAAAACACAUAUGGCGACCUCGUUUACUUCACAAUAUUUGGAAGAAAGAUCCUUGUCUUGAAUUCCGCGAAAGCGACACACGAUCUCCUGGACAAUCAGAGUAGCGUCUUCUCUUGCAGGCCUCACUUCAUAAUGUCGAAGGAACUUAUGGGGUGGGAUUGGGAUAUAACUGGGAUGCGCUACGGGAAGCGUCUACAAGAGCAUCGCGCAAUGUUCAAUAGACAUAUGAAUGCGCAAGAAGUUGCUCAGUUUCGGCAUAUGCAAGUCAAGGAGGCGUAUAAGCUCCUUCGAGCACUUUCGAAGAGAACCGAGAUGACCGACCCAAGCUCCGAGAUACACCAGAGCAUCACGUCCAACAUCAUGCAGAUUGCAUAUGGCCAUGAAGUUCGGGACGCGAACGAUUACUACGUUUCGUUGGCCGAAGAUGCUAUCCUUGCAAUCGGAAGAGUUGUUCUUCAUGGAGCCUACAUGGUCGAGCUCGUUCCUAUCUUAAAACAUAUUCCAGAGUGGAUGCCUGGGGCACAUUUCAAACGAGACGCUGCAGAGUGGCGGAAGGCGACGCUGGCAAUGAUCAAUGAACCUUACUUGAUGGCAUCUGGUACUGCCACAUCUUGCAUCAUUACCAAAGAGCUCGAAGCUCGUCCGUUCUCAGGCUCAGGUGGACACCACAUGGUAGACGAGCAAGUCAUCAGAAACGUAGCAGGCAUAUGCUAUGCAGCCGGAGUUGACACGACUUCGGCGAGCAUCAUGACGUUCUUCUUGGCGAUGUUACUCCACCCCGAAGUGCAGCGAAGGGCUCAAGCUGAGAUAGAUAGCGUCGUAGGUCGAGACAGAAUACCCAAUUUCUCUGACCGAAAUAUACUUCCAUUCAUCGACAACAUCAUCUGGGAGUGCGCCAGAUGGCAACCAGCUGCCCCUCUUGCCAUGGCCCACCUCUCCACAGAAGAUGUUGUUUAUGAGGGUUAUGCAAUUUCGAAGGGAACCACGAUCUUACCCAAUACCUGGUCAAUUUUGCACGAUCCGGACGUGUAUCCGGAACCCUCUGUCUUCAAACCUGAGCGGUAUGAGCAGCAAACCGGUGCGCAAGGUCUGAACCCGAUUCCACGCCAGAUAUUUGGUUAUGGAAGACGCGCGUGUCCGGGACGCUGGUUCGCAUUUGAGACCAUGUGGCUUACAUUUGCAUGCGUACUUUCUGCCUACAACAUCUCGAAGGUCGUUAACGACGAUGGCACGGUUAUGGAGCCGGAGAUCGAGUACGAAACAUCUGUAGUUAGCCGGCCCAAAGCAUUCCCGUGUUGUAUCAAACCUCGGUCGCCGGCAUUGCUAUCCAUGUUGGAAGCUAUGAACGAUGAUAUUUAA
Stereum hirsutum FP-91666 SS1 is the source of this 1542-nucleotide messenger RNA. Its product is annotated as cytochrome P450. Lineage: Eukaryota; Fungi; Basidiomycota; Agaricomycetes; Russulales; Stereaceae. The transcript has 11 exons. The record is from RefSeq and is a predicted model, not a curated record. Gene Ontology annotation, molecular function: monooxygenase activity; oxidoreductase activity, acting on paired donors, with incorporation or reduction of molecular oxygen; heme binding. The coding region runs from base 1 to 1542 and encodes 513 amino acids.